CGGUGGUUUGUUUCUUGUCCGGGUGCGGAAGUGGAAGUGGGUGUUUGGGAAAUUGAAUUAAAAAAAGGAAUUUCGGUGAUUUAUUUAAGAAUAGAAUUAUUGGGUGGAAAGGAUUAGGAUGCGACGACACGACCAUGAAUGUUUCAGCAGAUUCUGCCGCCUCAAAUGACUCAACAUCUUCAACACCUGUAGAGACGAGGAGAGUCGCCUGAAGCCCACCAUCAUUAUUCAUUAUUCAUUGUCCUCCAACCGCUUCACCUUCCUUACCAUCUCUGUCAAGAAAAUUUCUCUGCUCUUUUUCUUUUUAAUCUUGCCCAUAAUAAUGAUAAUGAUAAUGUGAAUGAUCAUCAUCAUCGUUAGCAGCAUCUGCCGUUUGCUUCUUCCUCACAUCUGCUAGAAUAUUCUUGGUCCCUUAAUUUUCUUUUCCUGGUUUAAUUUCCCCCACGUCUUGAGCCAGAAGAUUCCUGCAUUUGCAUUGAGGAAUCUGUGGGCCUCUUUUGCUUUUGGGUCAGUCAUAUACUCUUUAUUUUGCAGAUACCCAAUUCGUCCCUGAGACAGAGAGAGGCAUUAAACUUUGAGGAUCUGGAAUCUUAGCCUUAAUAUUUUUUUCCUAGCUUUGCCUCUGCGUUGAUCAACUUUUGGAUUUUUCUUCACCUUGUGCAUCAUCAGAAUCUACCAAGCUUUGUCUUUGGUUUGUUUUGCCCCUUCGCGCUUUCUUAUUUGCCUGGCUUGCUAGCAAUAGUUGGUAUACAUGUUCUCUGCUUUUCCCCUUUCCUUUGCCUCCAUCAACCUACCCCUGCUUUGCUUUAGCCCUUUAAUUUUGCUUUUCCUGUCAGAGCUUUAUUUCUGGCAAGCUCUUGGAUCAUAUCUCUCUGGAUAGGAUGCAUUAAUGGAUGAGGAGGCAGUGUAAGAGAGUUGGCGAGUGAUCUGUUGAACAGGGGAGGGAAGGACUCACAGAUAUUGGUUAUCUUGUGCGAUUUCUUCAAGCCCAUAUUAGAAAUUACCGCCGGGGUGCUUUGUAAUAAGGGCUGGAAGAAGGUGGUCUUUCUGCAUGACCGAUCUGUGUAAAACAAUGGGAUCACCGGCAGAGCUGACACUGGACUGCAGGCCUUCUCCUGGUAAAUACUCCAGCGCGUUGAAGGCAAUUUCCCUUGUAAGCGAUCAGUUUGAAAGAGUGAGACAGCUCGAUGAUUAUCUCAAGGGACUAGAGGAGGAAAGAAAGAAAAUUGAGGCUUUCAAAAGAGAACUUCCUUUCUGUAUGCAUCUUCUUAAUGAUGCAAUUGCUGCCUCCAAGGAACAGUUAGCAGAUUGCCAAAUACAUGUACAGGCAUCGACACCGACAAAUCAAAUGGUUUUCUCCUAUGAGGAGCAGCAGUACAUGCCUGCUUCUAGUGACAGCAGGCCAGUGCUAGAGGAGUUCAUACCUCUCAAGAAACCGUGCGAUGAGUCUGGAGAGGAAUCAGAGGUGAAUCACAGCCAUCAUGAUUCAAAGAGAACAAAAUUUGACAAUGGUGAAAAACCCAACUGGAUGAGUUCUGCUCAGCUGUGGAGUCAGAAUUCUGAAUCUGAAGAAUGCAAGGAAGAGCAAAGGGUCUCUCCACAAGAAAAACCAUUGAAGCCGCACGAUUCUCAUUCUGGCCGAUCUGGUCAAGAGCAAGUUUUCGCAUCAAACUCUAAGCUAUUUCCUGAUUCUAAGCAAAGAACUGGAGGAGCAUUCCUCCCAUUUUCAAGAGAGAGACAAAGCAAUCCAGCUGUCUCUGUAAGAUCGGAUGCAGGCAAAACCCUACCAGACCUUGCCUUGUCAUCAGGAGAGCAGGAGGUAGGUUCCUCCCUUAGAUGCAAUGAAAUGGCCAAGUUGAACAAUGCCACCACCACCACAUUCAGGAGUAGUAAAUCCAAGGAACCAACAGAGACCGCUACGCCUGUGAUCUCCAAGGAAGGGUCAGCAAAACCUAAUGUGGGUGGUUGCUCUCCUGCUCCAACUACAUCCAAUGGAGCUCAAUCUGGCGGUCAAUCUCAGAGAAAAGCUAGAAGGUGCUGGUCACCAGAACUGCAUAGGCGCUUUGUCAGUGCUCUUCAACAGCUAGGUGGCUCACAAGUAGCAACACCAAAGCAAAUCAGAGAGCUGAUGAAGGUGGAUGGGCUUACCAAUGACGAAGUCAAAAGUCAUUUACAGAAAUACCGUUUGCACACUAGAAGGCCAAGUCCUUCUCCUCAGACGUCUGCUUCUCAAGCCCCACAGUUGGUGGUUCUUGGAGGAAUUUGGGUGCCUCCUGAUUAUGCAGCAGCAGCAGCCCAUCAAGCUCCAGGACUUUACAGUCCCCUUUCAAAUACUACCACUUCUCAUUCCCAAUCACACUAUUGCCAAUCGCCAAUGCCCCAAGAAUAUUAUUCCCAGGCAAAUCAAUCUUCUCAACUACAGCGUUCACAGCUUACCUAUUGUGAACAGCAUCACACUCCUUCACAGUCUUUAAGCUCACCUCAAGGGCCUUUACAGUUGACAGGACAGUCUUCUGGUGCUAGGGGGACCUCUGCAGAUGGUGGCAGAGAGGAAAGUGUAGGAGAUGGAAAAUCAGAGAGUUCCAGUUGGAAAGGUGAAGAAAAUGGCCAGAAUGGAGAGGCGACUAAUAUGGGCAGUUCUCUGUCACUGAGAAAACCUCUACAGUCUGUAGAUGGAGAUGAUGAAGAUAGCAGAGGCAGUGAAACUGCUCUGAAGUUUUAGUUGAUUGUGCAGGAUUUUUGGCUGGAUGAGUGAUACGGGAGGUGACUUUUAUGCUCUAAUUAGUUUGUGUUUAAAGUGAAAGACGAUUCUGUGCUAACUACCAUUUUGACAGUUUUAUGCAAAUUAAACUUCUGAAAUACAUAAAAAUGACUAGGCCACAUUUUUGAGAAGUGGUUUCACUUUCCACUUCUGUUACCCUUAUCAAUGACAGUCUCAACGGAGUGAUAUCUUUUGUAUAAAGUUGCGGACAGCAUCAUCAACUUACUGGUCAUAUGGCCAACAGAACCUGGCAGUGUCUGAAAAAUCUAGCAGCACAAGUAAUGAAACGGCAGGAUUUGUUGCGGCGAAGAGUCUAAUCCAAAAACUUCAGAGUUGCAGUAGACACAACAGUUUAAUACACUAAUGAACCAGUUUAGACCAGCAAAGCAUGUUGAGACUCUGACUGCGUGUGCAGGAUUACUGACAAAUAUGAUUCAUUUUCAUAAUUUUCAAUCGGUAGAUGUAUCUUUUAUACAGUUUUGUUGAGUGAGUUGAGUUUUUUGGUUGGAGGUAGUAAUUCAAUGUUUAUAGACAAUGUCUUCAGUUUUUUGGUUCCACAUCUCAGUGAUAUAAAAACACAGUUUUUCUCUCUA
Cryptomeria japonica (Japanese cedar) is the source of this 3354-nucleotide messenger RNA. Its product is annotated as transcription factor HRS1. Gene Ontology annotation, molecular function: DNA-binding transcription factor activity; DNA binding. Bases 1052 to 2722 code for a protein of 556 amino acids. The transcript is spliced from 6 exons. The record is from RefSeq and is a predicted model, not a curated record. Gene Ontology annotation, biological process: regulation of DNA-templated transcription. NCBI's taxonomy places the organism in Eukaryota, Viridiplantae, Streptophyta, Pinopsida, Cupressales, Cupressaceae.